GAAUAUGAUGAAUCUUAAUACUAAUGACAUCUAGUUUUUGUUUGUAGUCAUUCAUAGCACUAACUGUCAAUAUGGUGGAUCUAGUCGAUAUACAGGGAUACUCGAAGAAUUGGAAUGGGUGUACAUCCCAAUCAAUGAUAACAACAUUCAUUGGUUUAUGUGUGUCGUAAAUUUCAAACAUGCAAUUGUAUAUGUACUUGAUUCAUUACCUUCUCUGAGCAAACUCAAAGUACAAAACGAGAAGGUCCUUCGUGUGCUUCAAUACUUGGAUGAUCUAAUUCAACACUUGGGGAAUAAUGGAUGUGUCAAGAAAGCCCAUAAGCUACCAAUUAAAAGACUGAAAUGGCUUCCAAUUCAAGAACCAGGUAGCGAUGAUUGUGGUGUGUACACUGCCAAGUACUUUGAUUUGAAGCAAUUUAAUGAGGAAGAAGCCGCUAAGUUGAAAUUCACUUCUGAAGAGGGUAGGAACAACUUGAUUUUGGACUUGAUCCUUUGUGGGGAGAACAUAAUCAGGAAUGAAGUCAUCCGAAAGGCUCAACAAAAAUAUCGCAACACUAGAAGGAUAACUUAAUAGCAAUUGGAGUUCUUUUUUAUGACAAAUGUAGUUAAAAUUCAGUUAUGGAGACAAACAAUGAUAUGGCAAAUGCUGCCUUUUUGUGAACUUGAUGAUAUGGCAAAAUUCUGCCAUGUUGUAAACUUGAUGAAUGUGAGGUGCCUUGGUGGCUUUUGUUGUAAAUUUGAUAUGGCAAAUGCUACAUUUUUGUAAAC
This is a messenger RNA of Rhododendron vialii, 768 nucleotides long. RefSeq lists its product as uncharacterized. The transcript is spliced from 2 exons. Gene Ontology annotation, molecular function: cysteine-type peptidase activity. Bases 158 to 571 code for a protein of 137 amino acids. Gene Ontology annotation, biological process: proteolysis. Lineage: Eukaryota; Viridiplantae; Streptophyta; Magnoliopsida; Ericales; Ericaceae. The record is from RefSeq and is a predicted model, not a curated record.